Podarcis lilfordi (Lilford's wall lizard) is the source of this 8551-nucleotide messenger RNA. NCBI's taxonomy places the organism in Eukaryota, Metazoa, Chordata, Lepidosauria, Squamata, Lacertidae. The record is from the annotation of a GenBank genome assembly.
CUCCAUGAUACUUCACCAAUCGCCAACUUUAAGUUUUGGGUUCUCUCUUCUUUCUCUAAUCUUCCCAUUUAUGAUUUUAAGAACAGAAAAUACCGAUUUACUUCGUCCUGCUAUCCCCACAUUUACAAUGCCAAUAAGUAAGGAUAGGUUUUUAAUUUGCUGCACAUUUCCUUCCACUAAAGGUCACCCAGAAGAUGGGGGUUGUCACCUACCUUUGCCUUCUUGGUUUCCUGGUCUCCUAUUCAUUCCCAGCAGGUGAGUGCUUUAACAAUUAUCUGGAAAUUCCCCAGAAAUUUUAAUUGGGGUUAAGCAUUUAUAAAAACAAAACUACUUCUCAGAUUUCCAGGUGAUGGUAACCCAGCUAAGGCUGUUGGAAUAAAUAACCAGGCAAUGGAAGCAGGUCCAUUAGGGUGAAUAGGAAACUUCCCUACCAACCUCAGUCUGCUCUGAACCACUCCUCAUAUUCAUAUUGACAACCAGUCAGGGAGUGGCGCUGCCUGUCAUGGACUCUGGAUCCACUUACUGUUUGCCUCCCUGCUUUCUGUCCCAAUUUCAUAUCGGUGCCAUGGGGUACCAGUCACCAAUGGAAGCAGGAAUGUUUAAAUUAGGUCUGCAUUCAUUAAUCUUAAAAUUAUCUGUGCAAAUUUGUAGGUGAAGUAGGAUUCCACAUUGAAAAUUGCAUUCUAACAGUUUUUGUCCCCCUCCCCAUCUUUUUCUUCUUUUACUCCUCUCUCCAUACAGUAAAGGCCAGAUCCUGUCCCAGGAAUUGGCUGAAAUCCCAGGGCAGCUGCUAUGCAUAUUUUGACUCUCAGAAAACUUGGUCUGAAGCUGAGGUAAGAAGCUGUUUCUCACCAACCAAGCUGUCACAUCAGGUGCUGUGAUGGGUUUCAGAUGACAUUUUUGUGAGGAGGGCUAUCAGUGUGAGCUGUUGGGAGACAAUACCUGGCCAUCAUCUUGGUAUAAUCAAAAGAGAGCUGCUCACCCAUUGUGUUCAAUUAACCUGUUUCCACAGGAGCCAAGAAAGCUUAAUUAACAGUCAGGAGAGAUGGCCUGGCAAGAAGGUACCAUCUCACAAGUGAAAAGAUACAAGCUAUCUCUGCCCCUUUGUCCCUCCAGCUUGCAUGUGAGCAGGAGGGACCUCAGGGCUCACUCAGCUGGGGGGGGGGGAGUGGAGCCUUCCCACCCCCAAGCCAAGAACCGCAAACAAGCUGUGUCAUCCUCAGCUCUGCAGGGUGUUGGGAUGAAAGUGCCUCAUCUCUUGCAAUGAGAGCUGUGGCCGUUUCACCCCAUGCCUUGAGGGCUGGGGCCAAUACAGAUUGUUGUUUCAACAUCAUGGUGUAUCGCCAGAUUGUGAUGUUUGGCUGGUGAUACAUCAUGGUGUUGAAAACCUGACAUCACCCAGCUAUAUACAGUUAAGAACAACUAUUUCAAACAUUAAGAUAAUAGUUAAAUUCAAGGAUAAGCUACAAAACCAGAUUAAAACACAGGUCAACAUUCCACAUGCCUGCAUAAAGGUAAAGGGACCCCUGACCAGUAGGUCCAGUCGUGACCGACUCUGGGGUUGCGCGCUCAUCUCGCUCUAUAGGCCGAGGGAGCCGGCGUUUGUCUGCAGACAGCCUCCGGGUCAUGUGGCCAGCAUGACUAAGCGCUUCUGGCGAACCAGAGCAGCGCACGGAAACGCCGUUUACCUUCCCGCCGGAGCAGUCCUUACUUAUCUACUUGCACUUUGACGGGCUUUCGAACUGCUAGGUUGGCAGGAGCAGGGACCAAGCAACAGGAGCUCACCCCGUUGCGGAGAUUCGAACCGCUGACCUUCUGAUUGGCAAGUCCUAGGCUCUGUGGUUUAACCCACAGCGCCACCCGCUUCUGAAAAGAGUGCAGCCAAAUCAUGACUAUGAGCAUUCUUCCUGCAUUCAUCCCAGUUUUUGUGUAUGAGCUUCAAGGUGGUUUUCUUGCACCAAGAUUGAGUGCUUGAAGCACCUUUAAUUGCACUCGUGUGCAGCAGGUCCAGCAGGUUUCUUUAGUUUCCCAGCAGGUCCAGAGGAUGGAGAAAGGGGCCUGGCUCCACUCACAGCAUUUUCUUCACCCCCUUUUCUCUCUUCCUUCCUCAGCUGCUUUAGUUCCCAUUUGAAAAACUUCCAACUCUCCACCACUGGUGUUUUAUGAUUUUUGAAUAAUUGUUGUCAAGGCUGCCUCAGGUCUCAGCUCACAAAAGACCAACGCCAAUCUCUUCUUAUAUACAAAAGUGUUUAUUGCAGUUCAUUGUUUGCUUCAUAUCCGAGGCGCGCAGCCCCACGUCUGUACGCUUAGACCGUUGAAGUCCCCUCUGAGUCAGUCCCUCCCCUGCACCAGUUUAAGAGCCUUGCGCUGCUCCACCUCUUUCUCUCUUUCCUUUUCCUCAGGGUCUUCCUGCCCGCUGGGGUUUCGCCCUCCUGGAUUCCCCUGACGCGCUAUCCCCCGACUGCUCUUCCCCCCUCCUGCGGGCUUUAGGACCUGGCUCUUCCUCCGGGCUCCCUGUACUUCCGCGCGCCUCUACAUUUGAACUUGGCGCGCGCGCCCAACCUCUAACUUUCCUUUUGACAGUUACACUACUCCCUUCACUACUCCCCUCCCCUUCCGGGAGGGUGGCUUGCUCCGACCUCCCUCCCUUCUCUGCUGCCGGAGCUCCUUCCCCUGAUACACUGGAACCUCCACCCCCUUCGCUGCACUCUGGCGGGGAGGUUGGUCCUGACGCCCAGCUGCCACUUUGGGAUCCCCCGCUGGCCCCCUGUUCCUGACACGUCCCCCCUGGGGCUCCCCUGGCCUUGACCACUGGCGCCCCCUUCUGGGAAUCCUCUGAUUCGCUGGAAAGACUCAUGGAAUCUCUUGAGUCAUUGUCAUCCUCUUCCUCGCUGUCCUGGGAUUCAUCCCCAUCGCUCUCCAUCUCCUCCCUACCCUGUGCCUCUGUCCCUGAACCCCUGACAAUUGUUAUUAUUUAUUUGACAAGUUCUGAACCACUCUGGGAAAGCUUUGUGGGAAAGAGUCUCUCUCUGUGUGUGUGUGUGUGUGUGUGUUUGUGUGUUAGUAAUAGUGGUGGAGCUUAUUAAUUGCUUGGCUAUUCUCAGAAUGAGUGCCUGAGCUUUGGCUGUGGGACCCAUCUUGCCUCCAUCCUCAAUGAGAAAGAGUCAGAUGUGGUGGCCUAUUACAUCUCUGCAAACCAGAAAAAGAAAAGUCGGGUUUGGAUUGGGCUGCAUGAUCCCACUGAGGUGAGUUGCCUUUACUUUCUCAAUUUCAGGCCAUUGUCACUGAGUAAUGGCUUCUUAGCAUCACCAUUCCAUCCUUACUCGAAUCGUCUCCCCAGAUGUGACUUUGUGACUUUCCCACAAUUUUCUAAUAGAAUCCUCCUCUAAUAUUGCUGUGGAAGUGGGGAGAUGAUUAACAUAUUCAAUCCUCCUGGCACACUGGGAAUAAUAUCCCCUCACUCACCCAAGUUUAGGAUAUUCCGCCAUUCUUCAGCAGAGUUUCUUUUUCUUUGAGGAAAAUAAGUGGCUCACAUAAAUGUAAACUAAGCUUGAAUAAUAAAGAAAACUGUAACAAAAAUACAAAAUAAGAGAAACUAAAUACAACAACAUGAGGCAAGUCUGAGUCAAGAAGCGAGAAGAAGCAGCUGGUCCCUCUUAACUGAUAUUCUUAACGGAACACAGAUACUGAAGGGAGGGGCUGAUUCCAGAGCAAAACACACAAGCCCCACCCACCAGAUACCAAGCACUCUACUAUUCAAAUUAGGUCCCAGAGUUUUUCUUACAAAUACAGUCAUACCUUGGUUCUCAAAUGCCUUGUGACUCAAAUGUUUUGGCUUCCGAAUGCCGGAAACCUAGAAGUGAGUUUUUCGGUUUGCAAACGUUCUUUGGAACCCGAAGGUCUGAUGUGGCUUCUGAUUGAGUGCAGGAAGCUCCUGCAGCCUAUGGGAAGUCACGCCUUGGUUUUCAAAUGUUUUUGGAAAUCGAACGGACUUCCAGAAAGGAUUCCGCUAGAGAACCAAGGUACGACUGUAACUCCAUCAUAACUGGCAAUUGCUUCAUAACUGGUCAACUCUCCAUGUGACCUUUGCAUUGAAUGUAUGAUCUGUUCCAUCAUAUUGCUGCAGAAAGGGCAUUGGAAGUGGUCGGAUGACGAGAUCUACGAUUACAAAGGCUGGGAUUUUAAUCGCCCAGACAACUACAACAAUGAAGAAUAUUGUGUGCAUCUGCUAAAGGAGACAGGUAAGCAAGCAAUUUGUAGGGACUGACUAAAAAAAUGCCUAUCACUCCAUCAGUUUCAAGUAUUUCAAAGGGUAGUAUCUGAUUUUAAAAAUCAGAAAAAUCAAACUCAAAAUACUCUGGUUAGUCAUUGCUACUGAUGGUCCAUUCAUUUGAAAAGGUUUACUCUGGGUAUUAGUUGAUUAGAUACACUCUCAGCCUGGUGCUUCUCUGUACUAAGGUUCACAAGUCAAUAUCUCUGGAGAUCUGACCAGAAGUGGUCCUACGUAUUGAUCCUUUAGGGAAACUUCCAAUCAUACCAUGAAGCAGAAUCUUUUUCUGCAGUCAGCCUUCAUUCUUCGGUUGCAUGUGAUCACAUAUUUUGUUCAGAAAACAGUGGUUGCCAAAGUAAGAUCUGGGUUAUGCCAUCUUAUACUCUAUCAUGUUUCUUAACAAAAUGAUUAGGCUCAAACAGCAUUUAAUAAUACUAAGAAUAAUAUUCAUUCAUUCUCUAUCUGGGUGUCUCCCAAAAGAAUAUUAAUAGCAUGAUAAAACAUUUAAGACUUUGAAGCCAGGUGAUCAGUGAGUGACCUUCAUAUGUUUGGUUAGUUCUGGGUCACAGCCCUGCUGUGAGUCCUGAAAAGGCCAGACUCACUGGAACAAACUGUGGGAAAUGUUUUUAAAUGCUUUAAAAUAGGUUUUUAAUCUGUGGCAUUUUAAAUUUUGGUUUUUUGUUUUGUUUUUCUCUGUUGGGGGUGGGAUAAACAUUUAGUUGGGGCUGGGGAUUAGUUUAAUUUUAGUAUAAUUGUAAUUUGGUUGUUGUUGUUGUUAGCUUCUACUGUUUUAUUGGUUCAUUGUAUAGUUUGUAUUCUGUUCUGAAGGAGAGAAGGUCAGGGCUGCCUGGGAGUGGGCCCCAGCCAAUAGAAUGACUGAGGCAGGUUCCACAGGUGGGGUUGCACUGGGACACCCAAUCUCAGUGAUCAUGGGUAGGAGGAGGAGUUACGCUAAGACCAGACCAUGUCAUUACUGAGGAGGCAGGUUUAGUCAUUGUUUGAAGACUAUCCCUGCCUCUGGGUCUGGUCUUGACCGGAAGGAUACUGGAAUAAACAAGGGAGACCCACGUGACCUGAAGGUGCUGCUGUGCAAUGCCAGGUCAAUGAUUCAUAAGACCACUGCCAUCCAUGACUUGAUUGUGGAUGGAGGACUUGACCUGGCAUGUGUAACAGAGACUUGGUUGGAUGAAGCAAAUGGCCUGUCCUUGUCACUGCUUGUCCACCAGGUUUCUCUUACACACAGCAACCCAGGUCAUAUGGGCAGGGAGGCGAGGUUGCAGUGAGUUUUAGGAACUCAUUAGCUUGCACCAGGUGUCCUAUUGGGAAGACCCAGUUUUCUGAGCGUGUGUUCUGGAAGUUGGACAACAGGAUUCCUUUUGGUGUACCGACCUCCCCACUGUACCAAGGAUUCCCUGGCCGAGCUGCUUCAGGUCAUGGCAGAUGGUCUCCUGGAGACACCUAGUUUGGUUGUCCUAGGGAUUUUAACAUCCAUGCUGACACAACCUUAUAAUGGGCUGCUUGGCACUUCGUGGAAAGCAUGGUCUCCAUGAGGCUGUCCCUGAAUGAAUUUGGCCCAACUCAUAGUCGCAGACAUGUCUUAGACCUGGAGUUCACCUCUAUGGAUGUGGGUGAUGUGACACUAAGAAAAAGCAAAAAGAAAGCAAAAAGAAAGAAGUGCCAUGGUCAGAUCACUUCCUGGUGUCGUGACCCUUCCCCUCUGCAGGGAGGUGGGACCGAUUUGGAUCCGCCUCCACCCCACUUAAUGGAUUCAAAUGGUUUGCAGAGAGUGGUGUUGUUGUCUUCCGCUGCCUCCCACUCCUGUCUUCCACUGCCUCCCAUAGUUUGGUCAAAUUCAUGCUGGUAGCUUCAAGAACACUGUCCAACCAUCUCAUCCUCUGUCAUCCCCUUCUCCUUGUGCCCUCCAUCUUUCCCAACAUCAGGGUCUUUUUCAGGGAGUCUUCUCUUCUCAUGAGGUGGCCAAAGUAGGGGAUGUUUUAUCCCAUGUUGAUGGCCUUUCAGCUGAUUCCCCUCUGGCCCGCUGGAAUGCAGAGUUAACCAGAGCUAUCGACUGUCUGGCUCCAAAGCGCUCUCUCCAACUGCAUGGAGCCUGGCAGCCUCAUGGUUUUAUCCAGAGCUGAGGGUGAUGAAACAAUCACUGAGGUGGCAAUAGCGCCAGUGGUGGAAAUCGGACCAGAAACGGGUUAGAGCUCAAUGUCGAGCCUACCAAGUGGCAAUAGCGAUGGUGAAGAGGUCCUUCUUCACUGCCUCUAUUGCAUCUGCAGAAAACAGCAGCAGGAGACUCUUUCAGGUGGUUCACAAUCUUAACAGAACCACCUUCACCAUUGGGGCCUGGUAAAGACCCCAAGAUCUCCUGCAAUGAUUUUGCAACUUUUUUGCAGGCAAAGCCGCUCAGAUUCGGAAAGAGGUAGACACCAUCAUGGGAGCAGGGCUGGGGCAGGAGAGUGCUAGAGUCCUGUCUAUUCCAGUUGCAUGGGAUCAGUUCCAAUCUGUUACCUCCGAGGAUGUGGACAGGCUGCUUGGAUGAGUGAAACUGACCACCUGUCUCCUCGAUCCUUGCCCAUCCUGGCUCAUAAAAGUGAGCCGGGAAGGGCAGGGUGAUGGGCUCCGGGGGAUAGUGAAUGCUUUCCUCUGUGAGCAAGCUUUCCCGGAACCGCUGAAAGAGGCAGUUAUUAAAUCGCGUCUUUAAAAAACAUCUUUGGACAUGGCCAAUAUGGACAACUAUCACCCAGUCUCAAAUCUUCCAUUCUUGGGCAAAGUGACUGAGCAGGUGGUUGCUGAACAACUCCAAGCACGCCUGGAGGAUGCGGACCAUUUGGAUCCCUUCCAAUUGGGAUUCAGGCCUCAUCAUGGGACUGAAACUGCCUUGGUCACGCUGGUCAAUGAUCUCUGGUGGGCUAGGGACAAAGGUGAAAGCUGUUUCCUAGUUCUGCUGGAUCUCUCAGCGGCCUUUGAUACCAUCAACCAUGACAUCCUUCUGGACUGUCUAGAGGCGCUAGGAGCUGGGGGCACUGUUAUAUAGUGGUUCUGCUCCUUCCUCCUGGGCCAUGUUCAGAAAGUGGUGGGGGGGUGAGUGUUCAGACCCCUGGGCUCUCACUUGUGGGGUGCCUCAGGGUUCUGUCCUCUCCCCCAUGCUUUUCAACAUCUACAUGCAGCCGCUGGGAGAGAUCAUCAGCGGGUUUGGGCUGGGUGUUUAUCAGUAUGCGGAUGAUACCCAGCUCUACCUCUCUUUCAAAUCAGAACCAGUGUAGGCGGUGAAGGUCCUUUUUGAGUGUCUGGAGGCAGUUGGAGGAUGGAUGGCAGCUAACAGAUUGAGGCUGAAUCCUGACAAGACAGAAGUACUGUUUUGGGGGGACAGGGGGAUGGCAGGUGUGGAGGACUCUCUGGUUCUGAAUGGGGUAACUGUGCACCUGAAGGACCAGAUGUGCAGCCUGGGACUCAUUUUAGACUCACAGCUGUCCGUGGAGGCACAGGCCAAUUCUGUGUUCAGGGCAGCUGCCUACCAGCUCCAUCUGGUAUGCAGGCUGAGACCCUACCUGCCUGCAGACUGUCUCGCCAGAGUGGUGCAUGCUCUAGUUAUCUCCCGCUUGGACUACUGCAAUGCGCUCUGUGUGGGGCUACCUUUGAAGGUGAGCCAGAAACUACAACUAAUCCAGAAUGCGGCAGCUAGACUGGAGACUGGGAGUGGCUGCAGAGACCAUAUAACACUGGUCCUGAAAGACCUACAUUGGCUCCCACUAUGUUUCUGAGCACAAUUCAAAGUGUUGGUGCUGAUCUUGAAAGCCCUCAAUGGACUCAGCCCAGUAUACCUGAAGGAGUGUCUCCACCCCCAUCGUUCAACCUGGGCACAGAGGUCCAGCUCUGAGGGCCUUCUGGUGGUUCCCUCACUAUUAUUAAAGUCUGAAUCCAUUUUAUUCCCCCUACACAUCAGGGAAAGGAAUAAUAGGCAAUAAGAAGUAACUUUCCUUAUUUCUUGAAUUAUAAUUUUUGUUUUGAAUUUCAGGUUUUAAGAAGUGGAAUGAUGUAAAAUGCAACAACACGUACGCCUUCAUCUGCAAGCAAUAACUCUAAAGGAGACUUCCCUUCUCCACUGUGUUGGCUGGGAAGCUGCCUUGACAUUAUAUGUAUUUCUGCUCUCUCUCAUCACUUUCAAAAUAGCCAUUGCUAUAGAGAUGCCUCUUCAAUUUCCCCCUUCCCUUUGAAAUUUUCUUGGACCUGCAGCAGAGCAUCAGCUUAAUAAAUUCUCUUCCAUGCAUAUUUUCC